AAGGACCCGGUGGGGUAGCCAAGAGAAAAACUAAGGCUAAAGAACUCACUAAAGAAGAGUCCAAGAAGGAGAAAGAGAAGCCCGAGUCGAGGAAGGAGAGUAAGAAUGAAGAGAGAAAAAGGGGGAAGAAGGAAAAAGAGGAUGACCGGAAGGCUAAGAAAAUCGCCGAUUCCGAUACAUCCAGGAAAGAGUCUCCUAAGGGUAAAAAGGACAGAGAAAAGGAGAAAGUGGGACCAGAUAAAGGUCCUAAAACCAAGGAAGAUAAGAAAAAAUCAACAAAUAUAAAGGAUGUUUCUAGUAAAACGACAUCCAGAGACAAAGAUGAAAAAAAGGAAGGAAGAAGUUCUAAACAGGCGCAGGUAGCGAAGGGAAAUAACCAGAAAAGAAAGAACUAGAGCUCUGACGUCAUCGCCCAGGGCCUGGUGAUGUUCUUCACCGCGAUUUGAUUUGCUGCUCAGGGCGCAGUAAAUGAAGUAUCGCUCUGGAGGGGAAGAUGUGUGUGUUAGCCAUUGACUGUCCUUAUUGGUGCUCAGCAAGUAAAUUCUUCGAAAUUUCAGUACCCUGUCGAAUGCUUCUAAAUAUAAAAGAUGAAGCUUUAAAAAUAUGUAAUAAAAAUGUGAUGUAAUAGCAUUCUAUUUUUAUUAAUUUAUUGAUCAUGUAUCCAGAUAAAUGUAUAUUUAUAAUAUGAAUUAUAAUGAACUUAUUAAUAUAUUGAAUACUUUCCUUGGAGUUGAAUAAGAAUAUUAAGGUUUUAAAUGGUGUUUAUAUGCAGAGUGACGUAACUUUUAGGGAUGAUACAUAGUCAGGUAGGUAAGAAGUUACCAUCUUUCUCUAUUUGCCCUUGGUUUUCCUCCUCCUCCUCUUCCUUCUCCUCCUUCCUGCUUCCCUUUCACCCCCCACCCCCACCCCCAUCCUUUCUCUUCCCAGGAAUUUCCUCAAGCUCAGGUGACAUCCCCGCAUUCCUUCCUCCAUAGGCUCUGGCCCCCCACCUGCUUGUCUCAUCAGGGGCUACCCUUUCCUCAGGCUCUUCCCAGAUUAAUUCAGCCUUCCCUUCUCCUCCCAUCUCUCGCCUAUGAAAUCUAUCUCCUUCACCCCUUUCUUCAUUUCUCCAAGCCGCCUCACUCCUUAGCCCUCCUCCGCUACCUCUCUCUUUUCCACUAGUCCUGGCCCAUCUCCUGUCACCCAAUAAGUACUGUGCCAGACACACUGUCCCAGGAUCUCCAUACAGUCAUGAAGAAAGAGAAUUUUAUUUAGAAGAAUCAUUUUAGAACACUUUUAUUUAUAUCUUUACAGACUCAGAAUAGUCUUAGGAAGGCUUUAAUUAUUCAAAUUAGGAUAGCCUUUCAUUUUAUAUCAGUUUUUUAAGUUAUUUUGGUGGAAUACCAUAUGUUUUUUCAUAUUUGAUUGUGUCAUAAUUGUUUACCAUUUCUAAGGGGUUAUAAAUUUGAGAUCUAACUAAAGGUCAGAAUUCAGUUAAGAAAGCAUUUAAUAAAAUGAAAUUUCACUUUGAAUGCAUUUUUACAAAUGAUUUGUCCUAUUCUGUGCAUGAGUUCUUAAAUCUCUAAUUGUGACUACUGUAAAAUGUAGUUACUGAAUUAAGAGCACCCUGAUUUGUUGUAACAAUUAAAACUGCUGCCACAAAGA
Molecule: messenger RNA, 1644 nt
Organism: Myotis lucifugus (little brown bat)
Lineage: Eukaryota; Metazoa; Chordata; Mammalia; Chiroptera; Vespertilionidae
Product: splicing regulatory glutamine/lysine-rich protein 1-like
Exons: 2
Source: RefSeq, a predicted model, not a curated record